Messenger RNA from Phialemonium atrogriseum, 5580 nucleotides. RefSeq lists its product as uncharacterized. The transcript has 2 exons. The coding region runs from base 1 to 5580 and encodes 1859 amino acids. Lineage: Eukaryota; Fungi; Ascomycota; Sordariomycetes; Cephalothecales; Cephalothecaceae. The record is from RefSeq and is a predicted model, not a curated record.
AUGAUCUCUAUGCAACGCUCCCUCUCGUCGCCCGUCGCCAUUCACUCGUCUAUACCUCCCUCCACGACACGCCCUUCGCGAUCUCCGACGCCGUCCCCCGAUGACCAUGUCGAUCUCGCCCUUCCCCGCCGGUUCACAUCGAGAAGUCCCACCCGAACCGCCGAGCCCGCCAUGUCUCACUCUCGGCGCAGUGAGGACCUCCCGAGGCGCUCUUCGACCCAGCUGAUCCCGGGCUCUACCGCAAGCCGAAAACCUGUCAUCGCCCAGGCCACGAUCCCCUCUUCCGACGCGCCAGGCCCCGGUCCACGGGAUUCCUCCGAUAGCCUAGAGACUGUCGCCAGCCCGCCUUCUCGCCCCGUGGGCCAGUCACAGGAUAUUAAUUUUCCUUGUCCCCUCCUCCCGGAUCCCUCGCUGUAUACGAACCACAUCGGUGAUCAGGAACCCGACGGCACAACGCUGGAGGAGCUGGCACACCUGGUCCGCCUGUCCAAGUACCAAGAGCGCAAGCGCGCCAACACCCGGAUACGGUUGCAGCGGAGCCUGAUAUCCACUGCCCUGUCGGCACGACUGGUGCGAUGCGGCGAGUUGGCCCACCGGAAUCUCGUCGACUGUUUCCGUGGGGAUGACAAGAAAAUCUUUGCUUCUCUAUAUAAUGCCGUGAUUGAUGUCCGCAGGAGUUGCGAGGAGACCCGCCGCUAUGCGCUUCUUGAGCCGGAUAUGGAGUUGCUGCACUCUCCCAGUGUUAGCUCGACGGAUGGCAUGGAUACGCCGACAGCAUCUAUUGCCGGAGGCGGUGCUGCCGUUGGAUCUAUCACGCCCUUCCUUAAUGAUAUUUCCGCCUCGGCCCGGGAGACCUUCUUGAACCUCCUCACGCAAAUUAGGACUAAUCCCGACUAUCUAGCUACCCGCAUUGCGUCCCUGGAUCUCCCCGAGCUGACCGCCCUCACCAGCUUCCACCAAGGCCUCGAGGCUAUCGAGUCGGUGCUUCCAUACCACAACCGUCCGUCCGCACGGGGGACCGGGCCGUCUGCCAACCGCAACCUGGUGCAGGAACGUAGCGCCAUUGAGCGGCUCCUUUCGUUCCAGAGACAUGAUCCGCUAUCGGCCCUCAUCCAUACUUGCUUUGCUAACUCUGCGGGCCCUGACAGCGCAGAGGACAAGAGGAGAAGCAAUAUUUGGGCCACUACGUGCGCAAAGCUGAUCUCGGAGCAGAAGCCAGGCAUCGAGAACAUCCUCAUCGCGGUCAUUGACGCCUGGGUGGCCAUGCGUGACUGGUCCGGGAAGUCCAAUAUGGAAUGGUACCUGAUGAAGAUCCUGGAAGACGGCGCGUUUCUCCUUGACCGUGCAGAGGACCAACAUGGUACGCGCUUCAACCUAUCCGACUGGACAUCCAAGGACCAGAUCGCGGCCGAGGAGUUCUAUGAACGUGCCACGGAUGAGCUGUUCGACGUCAUCGACGACGAGGACGCCACAGGAAUCCCGGAGGGCCUGAUCGAGCUUGGGAACGAGAUACUUAAGAAACUGGAUAGCAAAUACGUGGAUAGCACCCGCAAGUGGUUCGUCUACAAAUGGCUGUUUUCCGUCUGGCUCCUCGGAGUGGUUAUCCAUCCCGAGAGCUACGGAAUGAUGGCCGACUACCACAUCACCGAGUACGGACGACAGAAAAUCCUAAAGCAGGUCGCUCUGCGUGCCCAGCGAGAUGUGGUCGAGAUGCUGUGGACCAAAUCCCCCGUCUCCACGCCACCAAAGGUGAAGGCUCAUGUUGACAGCAUAAUCGGUCGUUUCAAGCACUCCAACUCCCGGAAGUCCAAGCCGAGGCUCCUCCCGGCGAGGUCGAUCACGUCUCUGCGCGAGACGGUCGAGGUCCAUCCGUACCUGGUCAUCAGCCCUGCUGACCUGGCCACCCUUGUCAACGCCCUGUUUCCUGAAAAGAGGCCUCAGUCUGCACAAUCCAGCAGCUUGCGCUCGGGAGCACCGUCCAUCUCCGCUUUCUCCAUCGUUUCUCAGCCCAUGUCACGGGCCUUUGACACGGCUUCGGUUCUCAGUACCAGUGCCGGGUCGAUGGUCAGCGAGGCUACCACUUCCAGGGAGCCACUCAUUGAUGAGCCACGGCAUGGAAGCCCGCAUCGCUACUCACCGCCUAUUCUAGACCAGGGAAGCCAGAACCGCCCGAGCAGCUACGAAGAUGACGGGUAUCGUCUUCGGCUUGCGAUGCACGAGAUGACCCAGAUCCUUGGUCAGGAUGUCGUCUAUGGUUCGUGCCACCCCUGUGCCGAGCGUUGGGCCGUUUUGUUUAUCUCUUCCGACGGAAAUACCUUGUCGACCCACAUGACAUAUGAUCCGGACGAGGAUGUGGAAGAGGAGGAGAACUCGUCGACCAGCGAUACCGAGGACGAGGAUACCGAGGAUGACAGGCCAGAACUGGACAAGAGCUACCAUCAGCUCCGGGACUCAAUCCUGAAACUAGUCGAGGACUUCGAGAUCCCCCAGACCCCGGGUGACGGUGACACAAAGACCAAGACAUUCAGUAAUCGAGCCUCGAGUCUCAAAAAGUACAGGUCCAAAAACAGGAUUAUUACCGCUGGGAGAACCAUGGGCAGCAGAAACCCGUACCGUAAACGGCUGGAGAGUAUCGCAAGCAGCCAAGCGGGGAGCCCUCCUAGGAGUAGCAAAGGGAAGGAAGGGCUUGGGGAUGAAGAGAAGCUGGAAUCGUCCCCUGUCCUCGUUGAUAUGCUGAAAGCGGCGUCUUCCCAAUCGCGGGCCCAGUCCGACUUCGUCGCCGCCCACCUAUACUGGAGGACCCUCCAACAGUUGAACAUGCUGUCAUCCGACUCCUUACGCCGCAAUGGAUUUGCGACGCUCUUGAACAUUUUCUCCCGUGGUCCGAGGGACUCACUCCGGCGGUCAGCCUCCGCGAUCGAGGAGUACGACGCUUGGCUCAUAUGGCUCAAGCAAAGCCAGGAGCGGGCAGAAGGCUUGAUCGACACCAUGAUGCGGCGGUUCCGUGCCCUGCGCGAUAAGAUGUGGUACGUCACCGACGUUCGCAACUCUGCGCCGUACGAGCAUAGCCGGAAUAUCGCCGUCGCGCUGAAGACCAUGGGAAUGCCUCGGAAGUGGGACUCAUUCCAACGAACGCGGAACCACACGCACCGCGGCCCCACGGCCAACUAUCUGUUCCGCACCGAGUCGCAGAUCAUGGAUCUCCUCGCCGCGUCGGAGGACCAGGGUGGACCAAAUAAGCUCUCUGACGACCAGGCCGAGAAGACGUCGCGGUGGCUCCUUCAGUACAGCGUCGAGAACUUUUGCCGUGGGGAAGAAAGGAUACAUCGGUUCUGCUGCGAGGUCGAUAACUGCAUCAACAAGCUGGUCGGCGACAGCAUCGUCGAUACGCCGGUCCUGUGGUCGAGCGAGCUGUAUCUCAGAGACAGGCGAGCCAUGGAAGGCGGGCGAGGCGGGCGUGAUAGAGAAAGCCAUGGCUGGGACGAUGCAGCCAGCAGUGUCAUCAGCGACCCCGAACGCCGCUUCGGAUCCGUGGGCAGACCGCCCAUCACCAUACCCAGGGAUAUGAGGAACAUGUCGGCGCACAAUGUCAGCCAGCUUUCGUUCGACUCGGGGCGAUUCAGCUUCUCAAGGGCCAGCACUGUGUUAUCCGACAUCACAGAUAGCCAGGACUACUUUGGCGUCUCAUCUCCGGUCCAUACCAUCGACUCGUCGACGACAUUCUGGUCGCCCUUCCAGGCCGCGAUAGCCCCGAGCUCGGCGGCUUCCAGGGCGCAGUCACCGACCACGAGUGUCACAAAUCUCUCUGCCGUCUUCUCGCAGCCAAACCAUCAACACCUUCCCUCUCAGUCCCAUCAUUCCGCCGGCCGGCCCGGGACAUCGGCGUCGUCCAACGAAACUGUCUAUCAGCAACGCAUCUCGGAAGAAAAGGCGCGCUUCCUCACCGAGCUUCGACAAACUCUCACAAGUCUGCUACUAUCAGAUCUUGGUAAUCUGGUCUUUGCUCGGGGGUCGGAGACAGACGGCUGGUUCGAAGGUCUCGGUCAGGAAUGUAUCGAUCGCCGAGAGGCGCUCAGGCGGCGGGCACCGAAGCCGGCGCGGAAGUCAUCCAAGGCGCCCCUGAAACAACGGGCCAUGGAGAAAAGGAGGAGCCUCGGGAAACUGCGUGGGGCUGCUAGCGCCGAGACCUCCAGCGAUAAGGCCGGCUCUGAUAUCCAGAGCCCGUGCCUGGCUCCCGAGUCGGCCGGCAGCCAUGGCAAUGACAGCUCUGCCACGAGCGACACCGUCUCUGCGCGUACAAACUCCCAGAAGCCGCACAAGGACACGAUGCCCGAGUUUCCGUUUACAAAGGCCUACCAACGACUCCUGCGCAUGUUCUGUGUUCAUCCGAACCCUUACACGAAGCUGAAUGCGUUAUUCGAAUUGGAGAAUCUCAUUGUCGCAUCCCUGACAUCGGGCUCACGGAAGUCGAGGUUGGCGUGGGCUCGAUUGGAGGUCGGCUCUCCAUCCUCGGCGUCGGAUGAUCACACCGUCAAUUCCAGCACGGGCCGUGCGAAGCCCCUCGAAGAAGCCAUUGAUAACGUUAAAGAGAGGCGCUCGCACACGCUACAACAGCACCCGGUCUUCUCCGCUCCGGGCCACGCGGGACGUCUCAGCGGUGGUGCCGGCAACUUCGACACACGCUCAGUCGGCACGACGAACCCCGCCAACACGGACGCGAUUGCGAAUAUCCUGCAGUCCCUAUUUCGUGACCCGUCAUUGCGUCCCAAAACGCUCUUCCGCGACCUGCAGUUCAUCUCGGCCUUUGUGCCCGCCUCUAUCCUGGACAAGACGGAGCGUGGUAAGGCUUUCUGGGACGCCGGCCUCGCGGCUCUGAAUCUCAAGCACGAUGUUUGCAAAACCAUGGUCGAGGUCGCAGACGAGGUCGUCAAGGUGUACACGCAGACGCGAAGCGGUGGCUUGGAUCCGUCUCCCAGCCCGAACAACAACAGGCCCGGCAGCACGGCUUCGUCGUCGACGGCCGCUGAGGGGCCUAGAAUCAGCCACAGCUCACCCGGACAAGGGGAUGCUGCUUCAAACCCCCCAACUCCUCCUCCUUUGCCGCUCAUGACGUACUCGCUGGCCGACGCAGCCCGGAUGGUGACCAUAACGGCCAAAGAGGGGGAUCCCACGGCCCAACGCGAACUGGCUAUUUUCUACCUCGGUAACUCGGAACUCGUCGAGAGGACCACGCUUCCGCUAAGCAAGCCCCGCGAGGUCUUCAAGCAGGCCGUGAUGGAGAAGUACGGCGGGGCGUCUCGGUCCGGCCUUGGCUCUUCGGGGAACAACAGGUACCAUUCUGGCGCGGCCAGCGGACGCGGGCUCGGUCAGGGCCAGGCCGGCGGCGGCAUCGGGCUGGGAAUGGGCGGCGGCGUGGGCGGUGCUGGGACGGGGCCCGGCAGCGACGGGCCCGGGGUCGGCGACGUCAGGAGCGAUCCGGCCCUCAUGUGCCUCGCCAUCCAUUGGAUGAAGGCCGCCGAGCACGGCGGCGAUGAUCUGGCCAGGACGUUCUUGGGCCAGAACGAGAUCGUCGGGCUGUGA